AUGCAGACAGCUUUAGACUUCAGCGGAAAGGUUCCAGCUGCACCUUAUGACCCGGCACCGCUGGCAGGCACCGCUCCUUCAUACACUACACAGAUCGUCAUCAUACCGCACAAGCACAGGCGAGGAAGUUCUUGGCCCAGUCACAUCGACAGCGUGUCUCCCUUGUUAUCUGAGCUCUCGAGCAGGAGCAAAGAAGGCGGAUCGCUCGAAGGAUGCAAUGUCAACCUCGCAGAGCUUCUGGGGCCGUCCAGGGAGCUAGCGGCAUGGGAGGCAGACAUUGCUUCAGCCGGUGGCGCAAGCUCAACCUCUGCGCCUUUGAGAGAGUGGGAUUCCGCACAGUCGAGGUUUCUGAGAGCGCCUCCGGGGGGCGCAGCGGACGACGAGCUGUACGCAAUGCUGCUGUAUCGGGAUGGGAAAGCUGCAAGCAUACAGUCCCUUUCAUUCAAUACCCUCGAUCAGGGUUCUCCGCUAGUCACCAAGAUAGAAGACGCUCUUUCUCAAGCCAAACGGCAGACAGCUCGAUCACAGCCAAAAGAUGUUUCCGACAUUUUCGUUUGCAUUCACGGUAGCAGAGAUUGCAGGUGUGGGAUAGCGGGAGGUGAGCUUUGCGAAAGGCUCGAGGAAGAGACGCGUAAAUACCGGGAACGCACGCUCUUGGACGGCGCCAAGCCCAAAAGGAUUCGGAUCUGGGGCAUUGGGCAUGUUGGUGGUCACAAGGUGAGCCGCUUCGCCGCCACGUCAUGACUGGACUCAUCUCAUUGUUCGUCACCUUUGUCGCCCUUCUGCAGUGGGCUGCAAAUGCCAUCGUGCAACCUAGCGGUGACUGGUACGGAAACUUACGCAAUUCUGAUGCACCACUUGUUUUGCGCUCUGCAUUAGCCCCUCCCACAUCAUCUUACGAUUUUGAAGACAAACGCGAGAAGCUGGUUCACUGGUCGAGGUGGAGAGGCCGGCAAGGACUUAGCAAAGAGCAGAUGGCGGAAAAGUACGAACAUUGGGGCCCACCAACUGUGCAAACUGCAAUCGUCGUUCCCAAAGCGCGAGCACCUGCAGCGGCGGCAAGCGGCGUGAUCAAGUCAACAACUGGCAGCCAAGACAGCGCCACGGACCCCGUUGCUGUUGCAGCAUCAUCGUCGGAGCUACAAGCCACUCCUCAAGCGCCAAGAGAGAGUGCAGCGACCGGUCAGCCGGUCACUUUGCGUUUCGUCGACUGGCAAGGUGAAGAGCACGAAGUGCACAGUACAGUCGGAGAGACCAUCAAAGAUGCUGCAAAGCGCGCCAAUCUACCCUCCAUCGAGGCUACCUGUGGAGGUGUCUGUGAGUAGCUGCGACGCCGUCUGCUGAUCGUCCUCAUGCGGACACGCGCUGACACGCUUCGAUGCGGGUCUGGUACAGGCGAAUGCGCCACGUGUCAUGUAUACCUAGUGACGCCCACUCGCACUGCAGAUGCCUCACUGACCGUAGACGCUCCCAAAGACGCCGCCUUACCUUUUGCUCCGAGACAACGCUUCUCUAUCCAGUCACCGCCGUCUGCAUCCGCUCUGGUCGACAACCCAAAGGCAACGCCGAUGGAUGAAGAACAAGACAUGCUGGAGUAUGCGAUUGGCAGGGAGGAAAGCUCGCGUUUGGCUUGCCAGCUCAUUUCCACGCCUCAGCUUGCUUCUUGGAUGCAAAACGAGAACGGCAGAAUACUCUUGCCGAGGUUCUAA
This is a messenger RNA of Ceraceosorus bombacis, 1709 nucleotides long. NCBI's taxonomy places the organism in Eukaryota, Fungi, Basidiomycota, Exobasidiomycetes, Ceraceosorales, Ceraceosoraceae. The record is from the annotation of a GenBank genome assembly.